AUGGCUACUAACCAGAGGAAGAAAACUAUGCACCCCACGCCCCACCACUACCACACCCCGCCCCUCCACCCACGCCCCACCACUACCACACCCUGCCCCUCCCCCCACCACUACCACACCCUGCCCCUCCACCCACGCCCCACCACUACCACACCCCGCCCCACCACUACCACGCCACACCACACCCCGCCCCACCACUACCACGCCACACCACUACCACACCCCGCCCCUCCACCCACGCCACACCACUACCGCCCCACCACUACCACACCCCGCCCCACCACUACCACACCCCGCCCCUCCACCCACGCCACACCACUACCACACCCCGCCCCUCCACCCACGCCACACCACUACCACUGCCCCGCCACUCCACCCACGCCCCACCACUACCACGCCCCACCACUACCACGCCCCGCCACUCCACCCACACCCCACCACUACCACGCCCCGCCACUCCACCCACGCCCCACCACUACCACGCCACUCCACCCACGCCCCACCACUACCACGCCCCACCACUACCACGCCCCACCACUACCACGCCCCACCAAUACCACGCCCUACCACGCCCCACCACUACCACACCCCACCACUACCACACCCCGCCCCUCCACCCACCCCCCACCACUACCCACGCCCCACCACUACCACGCCCCGCCCCCUCCACCCAACCCAGCCCCCAUCCUGUAUCCUUCCUUCAGAACAACUCUGCUGAAAGAAAAGCCUAUGGCCCCAUACCACAACAAAGGUCACAAUCAACAUUCAUUGCUGUCGUUCACCGUCACAGUGUGA
Oncorhynchus kisutch (coho salmon) is the source of this 795-nucleotide messenger RNA. Its product is annotated as leucine-rich repeat extensin-like protein 3. NCBI's taxonomy places the organism in Eukaryota, Metazoa, Chordata, Actinopteri, Salmoniformes, Salmonidae. The record is from RefSeq and is a predicted model, not a curated record. The transcript has 3 exons. Bases 1 to 795 code for a protein of 264 amino acids.